Messenger RNA from Letharia columbiana, 4497 nucleotides. RefSeq lists its product as uncharacterized. Gene Ontology annotation, molecular function: phosphorelay sensor kinase activity. The record is from RefSeq and is a predicted model, not a curated record. Gene Ontology annotation, biological process: phosphorylation; regulation of DNA-templated transcription; phosphorelay signal transduction system. The transcript has 2 exons. Bases 1 to 4497 code for a protein of 1498 amino acids. NCBI's taxonomy places the organism in Eukaryota, Fungi, Ascomycota, Lecanoromycetes, Lecanorales, Parmeliaceae.
AUGAAUGUUUCUCAGUCCAUCUUCACGGCGCCGGAUAGCUUCAAUAGUAAACAAAGCCGGGAAUCCACUUCCCCAACGCUCGGCAAGCGGUUAAGAAAUUCAAGUACUCCUAGGCCCAGUACUCACACUGGGCUCCGGGACAGCACUUCUGAGCACGCAGGCGCCACUCAAACCACCUCGGAAUCUAUCAAGUCAGCCCACAGCGCGCCAUGGAACUCGAAUCACCGCAGUGACCUUUGCAGUGACCCGUUAUUUGCUUCGGCAAGCAAAAAGCGUGCUUCGUCUCGGGUAUCGCCACAUCUUUCCACCGCAGGUGGGCCGCCCCCUUCAAAGAAACAAGAUAUUCGGCAUCGAUCUCGACUCGACCUCCAUUCUGUCGGUCUUGGACGCCACCCCUCUGACGACAGUUUCGCUCCAGCGCCUCUCUUCCUUCAAAAUCAGCCCCAACAGCGGCCGAACUUGCCUUACCGCCUUUCGAGUUCCGAGGCAGGCGCAAGGAUGUUGAGCAAGGCAAGCAAAGAGGACACAGGAGGAGUAAGAACCUUGAAGUUGGCGCGGGGUUCUGUGAGUCUGGGUAGUCCAGCUCGACCCUUGGCUCCUCGUACACCGAGUGGCAGUGGUCGCAGCUACUUAGGCACCUCAAGUAAAUCAGCAAAGUCCCCUGACAGUGGAGGAAAGCAUAGUGCAGUCCAAAUACUCAACCAAGUGGGCGUGAUUGAGUUACUGGAGCAGGAUGAGCGUCCGACAUUCAUCCUGAAUCUGGGUGAGCAAUCAAAUUAUGAACCUGGACCACUCAAGAUCGUUUUCGCCAACGCUUCACUGAGGGCCUCUCCCCUAGCCUUAGAGAUGAUCUCCGGCAGAGCGGGUCAGGUAUCACCCGGCCUUACUGCAACAACCGCUUUUUCGGACUUUAAAGCUUGGUCUAUGAGCUAUGUGAAAGACCACGAGUCUCUUGAUGUUGCUCUUCCUUCGUUCUUUUACGCAGGAGCCACUUGGACCAGUUGCUCACUCAGAAAACGAUUUCGAGUGAUUAAGAGCAACCCAGAUUCCGCCGAGGCCGGGCUCGUCUCGAGUCCGCCAUCUAUUGGAUUCCCAGCCAAUUCGUCUUUGGGCAAAGAAGGCGAAGUUUUCGUUGUUACUCCCAUUGAUAGGGUUCAAGAGGUCGAGGAAGAACCGCAAGAUUACUUUGGCAACGCCCGCGUCUCUGUGUCGGUGGACGAUCAUCGCAGCAGCACGGGGAUUCGUCGAAGUGGUCCGUCAGGACAGAAGAGCGAGCCCGGCCGACGCCAACAACAGAACCAAAAAGCUGACAUGCGUAGCGGACGACACGAUCUCCCAAUAAGAUCAACUUCAAAACCAGACUCAGUAACAAGCUCACCUCAGAUCUCACGUAACAGCGAAGCUAUCUUGCGAGCUGCCUGUGCUGGAGAUCUCGACUACUUUGUCCACCCGCAAAAUGAGCCAGGUUUCUUUGAUUGGACUCGACUACCCAACUCGCCGGCUCUACCUCGUCAUAUCCAGUUCACAAGGAGUAUUGACUGGGCAUCAACGCCACUGGGCCCAAUCGAGGAGUGGGCACCAGAACUUCGUAGCAUGUGCAACCUUAUCAUGGCGAGCCCGCAUCCUGCCGCUAUGUACUGGGGUCCCGACUUGAUUGCAAUCUACAACGAAGCCUAUAUAUUGCUGGCGGGACAGAAGCAUCCCAAACUAAUGGGCCAGAGCUAUCGUGAUGCAUGGCCGGAAAUUUGGGACUCCGUAGAAGGGGUCUUUCAAAACGCCAUUACAACAGGGCAAGCGACAAUGAAGGACGACGAUUGCCUUUUUAUCCAAAGGGCCUUUGAACAGGGGCACUUGGAAGAAACUUACUUUUCUUGGUCGAUAAUACCUCUUGUCGGGUCUGACGGGUCUGUCGUUGGUCUGUACAAUCCGGCGUUCGAAAAAACCCGGCGGAAAGUUGCAGAGCGACGCAUGUUGACCCUUCGAGAAAUAGGGGAAAAGACUACCUCGGCGCGGGAUCUGAAGAGCUUCUGGCAACAAUGUCUGAGGGGAUUGGAAUACAACGAGCAUGAUUCUCCAUUCGUACUUUUGUACUCAAUUACGGAUGACCCUGACAGCGACUCGUCAUCGAUGCAUUCCAAGAGCAGUGUGGGAAUCAAGCAAUGCGUACUCGAGGGCUCCCUCGGAAUACCCAAUGGCCAUCCCGCGGCAACGCCGGUUAUCGAUCUUAGAAAUGGGAGCGAAUAUUUCGCGAGGGUCUUCCGCGAAGCCACCAAAGGCGACCGACCAAUAUUCUUGUCGGUUGAGGAUGGCACGCUUGAUGCAGAAUAUCUUGAAGGUAUCGAAUGGCGAGGGUUUGGUGACCCAUGUACAGCCGCUGUGUGCUGUCCCGUCCAUUUGACCGGCGGCGAGUCGACGAUGGGUUUCCUGGUCAUGGGCGUUAAUCCUCGGAGACCCUAUGAUGAUGACUAUAGUCUUUAUGUGCAGCUUCUGAGUCGGCAAUUGGCCACAGCCAUGGCUUCUGUUGUUCUUUUUGAAGAGGAGAUUGCUAGAGGCAGGCGAGCUGCGCGACUCGCAGCUCAGGAUCGGAUUGAGCUGUCGGAGCAAUUAGCGGCACGAACCCAAGAGGCGGUGGAGAGCGAGACCAAAUUUACCCGCAUGGCCGAACUUGCUCCUGUCGGGAUCUUCAUUGCGGAUUCCAAGGGAAAGAUUGCAUAUUGUAAUGAGAAGUGGUACGAGAUAUCGGGAGUACCGAAAGACCUCGAUGGCACUGACGAAUGGAUGUAUUCUGUCAAAGAUGAGGACAAGGAAACUUUAAGGAAGCUGUGGUCAGACCUCGUUCACAAUGCGGUCCCGCUGAAUGCUGAGAUUCGCUUCAAAACAACGUGGAUUGACCAAAACGGUAACAAAGGUGAUACAUGGGCACUGGCCAGCGCUUUCCCAGAAAGAGGCGCAGACGGUAGAGUCAAGGUCAUUUUUGGUAGCAUUACAGACAUCAGCCAGCAGAAGUGGGCAGAACAUUUUGAGAAGAGGAGAAUGGAAGAAGCAGUUGAGAUGAAACGACAACAGGAGAAUUUUAUUGAUAUCACGAGCCACGAAAUGCGAAAUCCUUUAAGCGCUAUUCUGCAGUGCGCAGACGAGAUCACGACGUCGAUGACAGAUCUUCAAGGGAGUAACCUUUCGCAAGGGGCGGUUGGGGAGUUGGUGCAAAACGCAAUUGAUGCGUCCGGAAUUAUUGCUCUUUGUGCACAACACCAAAAGCGAAUUGUUGAUGAUAUUCUAACUUUGUCGAAACUGGACUCUGCGCUGCUGUUGGUAACACCAUGCGAUGUUAUGCCCAAAACUGUGGUUCAGCGAGCGCUGAAGAUGUUCGAUGGUGAGGUGCACACGGCAGAUAUCAAGCUAAAUUUCAAGAUUGAUGAGUCCAUCGAGAAGUUUGGCAUAGAGUGGGUGAAAUUGGAUCCAUCACGGCUGCUACAGGUCCUCAUUAAUCUUACGACGAACGCAAUCAAAUUUACCACAACCCAGGAGAAACGUAUCAUCAAUGUGACCCUUGCAGCAUCUCUAGAGCGGCCUUCAAAAGACGGCAGCAUAGUCUCAUACUUUCCACCAAGGUCGAAGAAAAAGGACGUUACCAAAAGCCCAGAUUGGGGCACAGGCGAAAAAGUCUACCUGCAUUUCGCCGUUCAAGACACUGGUCGUGGCCUUACUGACGACGAAAAGAAGCUUCUAUUCAUUCGUUUCUCUCAAGCGAGCCCUAGGACGCACGUACAGUAUGGCGGAUCAGGCCUCGGUUUGUUCAUCUCACGCGAGCUUGUAGAAUUGCAAGGGGGUGAAAUUGGUGUAGCGUCCAGGGCAGGAGAGGGAAGCACUUUUGCUUUCUACAUCAAGGCUCGAAGAUCUACAGCUCCCAAAGAUGACGUGGACCAAUUCCCUGGCGCAGGCGCGCCUAAGCCGUCCACAGUUAAACCUGUAAUGCCCACGUCUCUCAACGGCGUCGCUCAAUCUUCGCAGACCUCGCAAACCUCUCUAUCGCAAAAGCUUGUCCCUAAAGGUACCCUCAAAAUACUCAUCGUUGAAGACAAUCUCGUCAAUCAAAAAGUAUUGAGCAAACAGCUCCGUAACAUGGGCUGCAUUGUGCACGUGGCCAACCACGGCGGCGAAUGCCUCGAACGCCUGAAAGAGUCCACCUUUUGGAAAGGGAAUGAGCGCGACGGACUGGAAAUUAACGUUAUACUGAUGGAUCAGGAAAUGCCAGUUAUGGAUGGUUUGACGUGUACGAAAGAAAUUCGUAAGCUGGAGGAGAAAGGGGAUGUAGUCGGCCAUGUGCCGAUCAUUGCUGUGACUGCCAAUGCGCGCAGCGAGCAGAUUGAUGCGGCUAUGGAUGUUGGCAUGGACGAUGUCGUUUCCAAACCAUUUCGCAUCGUGGAUCUCAUCCCCAAGGUGGAAGGGUUGACGGAGAAAUACCUUUAUCCAAUCAAGGGCGCCACUCGCUCGUAG